AUGGUGAAGAAAUUCUCAGUUCAGACUGCGAUGGAACUGAUUCUAGAAGAGACAAAGGGUUUUGCUGGUGCAGCUGAGGAAGAUGUCACUGAGAAUGAAGAACAAAUUUGUGAAAAUUCAGGGUCAGAGAGUGAGUUUGAAGAGGAAGGAGACAGGAGGGUGAAGAUCAGCCAACAGAAACAGCUCAAGCUCUGUCAGAUGAACACCUCCUCACUGAAGAUACUGGUCCUCCUCACCGGCUUCUGCUUAGCCCUGGUGUUCAGUUAUCGAUCCUGGAUCCCGGCUAACCCUGACAUAAGAGAGGCCGGCAGCUCACUCAAGCCCUGGUUGGCUCCUGUGGCCCCGGGCCCCUGCCAGUGUCCGGCUGGCUCAGUCCAACUGAAAGAGAAAUUUCCAAAGGAUCAACUGGACCAAGUGUUUGAGCGAAGGAAACAAGAGUAUGAGAAGCACAAGAACAGGAGCUCAAGUGCAAUGUCCAGAGUGCUGCUGGCUCGGCCCAACUCUCCUCUGCAGUAUCCCAUCCAAGGAGUGAGUGUCCCCCCACUGAAGAGGCGCACAAUACCAGGUUUAGCACUGUAUGCAGGAGAGCAAAGCUACUAUAAGGUGACUGUGAGUGUGAGCCGAGGCAUCAUCAGUGUAACAGACAUCCCAGAGGUGACUGUUAGCGGUAACGGAACGGCCAAUCUCACUGUAGAGUCCAGCAGCAUGUUGGCCCUCAACACUGUCCUGGCCACAGUGUCCUACCAAAGCACUGUCUACCACGUCCACACUGCUGAUCUGGCCUCCUUUUCCUUUGAAAACCAUGAAGCCAUGUUUCCUAUAGUGAUCCGCCAGCCUCAGCUGCCAGUGCUGUUCGACAUGGGAACAGACAUCAGUUCUCAAGUCACCAUCACCGUCAAGACCUUCCUACGCUACAACAAACUCAAAGUUCUCCUAAGCAGCAUCCGGAGCUUCUACCCCACAGUGACAGUGGUCAUAGCUGAUGACAGCCUGGAGCCUGAGAAGAUCACUGGAGACAACAUCCAGCAGUACAUCAUGCCCCCAGCUCAGGGUUGGUUUGCUGGCAGAAACUUGGCCAUUUCUCAGGUCACCACCAAAUACUUCCUGUGGGUUGAUGACGACUUUGUGUUCAGCUCAGAAACAAAGAUCGAGAAGAUGGUAGAAAUCAUGGAGGCGGUUCCGCAGCUUGACGUGCUCGGGGGCUCAGUGGAUGGGAACCGUUUCCCCUUUGUCCUGGAUUAUGAAGAGGGGGACGAGAUGGAGGGCGGCUGUCUCUCGGCGCGCUUGAAUAAGGUCCUGCAGCCACUUCCUGGUUACCCACAAUGCUCUCUGGUCAGUGGAGUGGUCAACUUCUUCCUGGCUCGCACAGACUCGGCCCAGAAAGUGCGAUUCGACCCAGUGCUCAAGCGAGUGGCCCACCCAGAGUUCUUCAUGGAUGGUCUGGGUUCUCUGAUGGUGGCCUCAUGUCCAGGCUUGAAGAUCAAACACCAGUCUCGCUCCCAAACUGACCCAAACUACGGCAAAUACAGACACCCCAACAGAGACGGAGACAUGUUGUUCAAAUAUCACCUGUACUACUUUAAGCACAACCUCAAGUGUAUAAUGCGCUGGUGA
This is a messenger RNA of Boleophthalmus pectinirostris (great blue-spotted mudskipper), 1614 nucleotides long. RefSeq names its product beta-1,4 N-acetylgalactosaminyltransferase 2-like. The record is from RefSeq and is a predicted model, not a curated record. NCBI's taxonomy places the organism in Eukaryota, Metazoa, Chordata, Actinopteri, Gobiiformes, Gobiidae. The transcript is spliced from 13 exons. Gene Ontology annotation, biological process: UDP-N-acetylglucosamine metabolic process; UDP-N-acetylgalactosamine metabolic process. The coding region runs from base 1 to 1614 and encodes 537 amino acids.